This is a messenger RNA of Manis javanica (Malayan pangolin), 2164 nucleotides long. It is a transcript of the gene AKR7A2, whose product is annotated as aldo-keto reductase family 7 member A2. The record is from RefSeq and is a predicted model, not a curated record. Lineage: Eukaryota; Metazoa; Chordata; Mammalia; Pholidota; Manidae.
CAGCCAGAAUCAGGAGGCGAAAAGGGGACCCAGAGCCCAAUCUCUUCCCAGGCUGGUCCUAGAGGUCAUGCUUAUCACCUCUGAGUAGUGGGGACGACGAUGACACGGGCUCCCGAGGACCACCCAAUCCUGACCCAGAGCCUCGCCCAAGAUCUCGCGCCCCAUGGAGGGAAAGGAGCCCCAGCACGGUCCGAGGGCUGGAGAAGUGUACUGGAACGAUGUGGUAAGGAAGCCCCAGAGUCUCGACCCCACAGCCUGCGGGUUUGCCCCCAGCCUCAAAUCAGACGCACCACGUCAGAGGCCACCGCCGGAUCCAGCUUCUCGGUUCUGUCUCCAAAGCCUGAGUCAGCUGACCCGAAGCCCCGCCCCGCCCUACCCCGCCGGGGAACCGGCAGUCCCGGUUCCUGCGCCGCGCACUUGGCGGGCGGUCCCUGGGGGCGGUGCGAAAGAGCCGAGCGUGCAGGGCGGGACGCCGAGCUCCUUCUCCUCCCUCCCUUGCGGCUCCUCCCCAGCCACGGGUGGGCGGGGCCCGAGGCGCCCCAGUGCGCAGGCGCUGGCGUCAUGCUGAGCGCUGCGUCCCGUGCGGUGGUUCGCUCCGCACUCCGAUCUGCGUGUCGCCCGGGACCGCUCGGGGCUCGAGUUGCCGCAGCUGCUAUGUCUCUGCCGCCGCAGACCGCUUCGGGCUCCCCAAUUCUGCCCGCCACUGUGCUGGGCACCAUGGAAAUGGGGCGCCGCAUGGACCUGCCCGCCAGUGCCGCGGCCGUGCGCGCCUUCCUGGAGCGCGGUCACGACGAGCUGGACACGGCCUACAUGUACAGCGACGGCCAUUCCGAGAGCAUCCUGGGCGGCCUGGGGCUCAGGCUGGGCAGCAGCGACGGCAGAGUGAAAAUCGCUACCAAGGCCAAUCCCUGGGAAGGGAAGUCGCUGAAGCCUGACAGUCUCCGGUCCCAGCUGGAGACAUCCCUGAAACGAUUGCAGUGUCCCCGGGUGGACCUCUUCUACCUACAUGCACCGGACCAUGGCACCCCUGUGGAAGAGACACUGCGUGCCUGCCACCAGCUACACCAGGAGGGCAAGUUUGUCGAGCUUGGCCUCUCCAACUACGCCUCCUGGGAGGUGGCCGAGAUAUGUACCCUCUGCAAGAGCAAUGGCUGGGUCCUGCCCACUGUAUACCAGGGCAUGUACAACGCCACCACCAGGCAGGUGGAAGUGGAGCUCUUCCCCUGCCUCAGGCACUUUGGACUGAGGUUCUACGCCUACAACCCUUUGGCUGGGGGCCUGCUGACUGGCAAGUACAGGUAUGAGGACAAGGAUGGGAAGCAACCUGUGGGCCGCUUCUUUGGGAAUAGCUGGGCUGAGACCUACAGGAAACGCUUCUGGAAGGAGCACCAUUUCGAGGCCAUUGCCCUGGUAGAGAGGGCCCUGCAGGCCACUUACGGCCCCCGUGCCCCCAGCAUGACUUCAGCCGCCCUGCGAUGGAUGUACCACCACUCACAGCUCCAGGGUGCUCACGGGGAUGCGGUCAUCCUAGGCAUGUCCAGCCUGGAGCAGCUGGCACAGAACCUGGCAGCAUCAGAGGAAGGACCCCUGGAGCCAGCCAUCGUGCAGGCCUUUGAUCAAGCCUGGCACCUCGUCGCCCAUGAAUGUCCCAAGUACUUCCGCUAGGCCUCGACACGGCUCGGCCUGCCAAAGGUUUCUUUCUUAUCUUUUUUGCCACCUUUCCUCUUCUCUCACCCUGGCUGGUCUUUGCUUUAAGCUCAUUUAGUGUGGUCUUUCUUGGUUGUCUGGAUCUAAGCAGAUUUUUCUAGGUUCCUGCCUGGCUCCCAGUUGACCUCAAAGGCUGGGGCUAAGCCCUACUUUGGCAAUUCUGGUCGGAAUAAAGCAGGCCUUGACCUGGCUGUAGCCCAGGCCCUGAGUGAGCCCCACAAACUUGUCUCCUUGACUGUUGGCAACUUGUUUCCAUCCUGCUGGGGACCUGCUGCCAGAGGGGCAGAACUCUGAGCUGGAGUCUUCAGAGGGCAGAGGUGGUGAGCGGGUCUCAGGGUGCACUGCUCUCGGGAAGGGCUCUCCAGCCUCCUGUCCUGAAUCCAGCCUGACCUCUCAUCACAGGGCUAGAGGUGGCCCUCAUUCUCCUACACACAAUAAAAAGAAGAAGAAAUGAAGA